Messenger RNA from Dinoponera quadriceps, 2934 nucleotides. RefSeq lists its product as uncharacterized. Bases 408 to 1319 code for a protein of 303 amino acids. NCBI's taxonomy places the organism in Eukaryota, Metazoa, Arthropoda, Insecta, Hymenoptera, Formicidae. The record is from RefSeq and is a predicted model, not a curated record. The transcript has 6 exons.
CGACGGGGGUAGAGCAGCGGAGCCGUGCACCACCACCAGAGAGGAGCCGGGCUCGGCGGGCCGCGCAUACUCUAGCGGGUAAUAUUCGCGAGUCGUCCGCGUUCCGCACGCACUACGUCGUCCGCUGUCGGCGACCCCGAUCUAUCGGCGUAUUAUGUAAGGGGGAUGUUGCAAUCAUCAUCAUCGUUCCUCCACGUCGCGGUGCACGCGCCUCGUCUAAUUGGCCGCCGCUGCUGUCACAGUCGCUGAAGAGCCGCGGGAGAGUCGCACGGAGCUCGCACGGAGAGGCGCCUCUCCGACAUGCGAAGAGACGCGUCCGUCGCUACGACGAACUACCACGACGACCGGCGAGGAGGUUCAGCAGCCCCAGUGAGACGCCCGUCCGACGACGAGCGACAGGAGCAUCCAUGGAACUGAAAAUCCUGCUGUGGGCUCACAUCGUGGGAAUCUGCUCGGGUCUGCGCGAGGUACGCAUCCAGAUACCGACGGCCGUGAAGAAGGGUGACUCGGCGAUACUGAAUUGUUGGUACGACACCGAGGGCGACCCGUUGUACGCCGUCAAGUGGUACAAAGGGGGCCGAGAGUUUUAUCGUUAUGCCCCGAACGAGAAUCCGGCCGUCAAGACUUUCCCCAUCGGAAAUCUGACGGUGAAGAAAACCGAGAGCAACGCGACGCAAGUCGUGCUGACGAAGUUGGAAUUGGAGGCGGCGGGCGAGUACAGCUGCGAGGUAUCAGCCGAUGCACCUUCCUUCCACACGGCUUUAGUUUACGCGACGAUGAACGUCGUCGAAUUGCCCUCCCAGAUGCCGUCGAUACAGGGGCUGAAGAGGAAAUACCGUGUCGACGAUCCGCUGCGUUUGAACUGCACAUCCGGCAGGAGCAAACCCGCCGCGAAUCUCACUUGGUACAUCAACGAUCGACAGCCACUGAAGUCGUACGUCCGCACGUACAGCCCGCUCGACACGAACGAGUCGGAGUGGCAGGUCUCCCAGAUCGGCCUCCAGUUCCUGGUUACGCACGAUCACUUCACGAGCGGCAAGCUGAAGAUACGCUGCAGCGCUUCGAUAUACGACAUUUAUUGGCAGAGCACGGAGGUCAGCACCGAGGAGGACCGGCCACGGGUGAUACACUACGAGCCGGCCGCCACUAUCGUCGGCAUCAACUACCUGCAGCCGCCGCCGAAUUUCCAGACCGGCCAGAAGAAGCCGGACGGACAAGUCGGGGUGAAAGUGCUGGGGUCCUCCGCGAUGAGCCCGCGGCCUUCGUCAGCGGGGUUCGCGUUGGAAUUGUUUGCGCUUCUUCUAAUCGCCAUUCGUUAAGCAUAAAUUCAUCGUUCGAGCGCGCUUUGGAACACUUUGCGUAUGUCGACGUGUGCUUGUGAGAGAGAGGGCUCGAGGCGCUUUGUGCGAUGAUGACGUUUCCUCAACGGGAUCCUCGGGUCGCCGACCACCAUCACCGUCGCCGCCAUCACUAUCGAGUCGGCAGCAGCGAUACACAAUACCGGGAGAGCGAAUACAGACCUCCUCGGCCGCGCACGUCGAGGCAACCUGAAAGGCGCGACGCCGGCUUCGAAUGGAAGUGAGACUGAGAGACAGAGGGAGACUGUCGGAGACAGAAGGGAACGAAGGGAGAGAGGGAGGGUUCGGGAAGACUGAGAGGGAAGAUCGAGAACGACAAGGCGAGGGCAAAACCCCCGCGAGACAUUCCCCUUCGAGACGUUCACUUAUCCGAUCAACGAAUGUCCAAAAGCAUUGGCGACGACACUACGGCUGGAUACUCGAGAUAUAUAUAUAUAUAUAUGUAUGCAUAUAUAUAUAUAUAUAUAUAAAUACAUACAUCCGGGAGAUAUUUUAUUAUUAUUAGACCAUGUACUUGCUUCCUUCCAGCGGGAUAAUGUGUUUGCAAUGUGUAGGUAUAUAUAUACGUAUAUAUAAAUAUAUAAACAUAUAAAUAUAUAUAUAUAUAUAUAUAUAGUACGUUUCGUCGCGCAUCGUAUGGGAAGAGAUAGUUUUUUUUUCGUACUUUUAUAACUCAGAAGGACUAUAACGCGUAGCAUGGAUGUACGUGCGUAUUCCUCGACAGACAGAUCAACAUUACAUUACUCUCUGUGUGCGAGAACACUGAACAUUGCGUAUGCGCGAAUAACACACAUACACACACACACACACACACACAUACAUACAUACAUACACGCUCGUGCGCGCGUGCGAGGAAUUGUACACUGCCAUCGUAACGAACUGUGAUGCGUAAAAACGCCCGACACGCGCGAAUACGCGCGCAACACAGAUACACAAACACAAACACAAGACACAAUACCACACUUUCUCUCCAUACGAAUAACUGAUAAGUAAAAGUGUUCGAAAAUAAACUGCCCGCCUAAGUAUUUUACAGUGUGCGAGAAGAUGUACCUGAAUCGGAUAUUCGCGAACUUCUUUUGUGUUGCUACUUAGAGACUAUGUAAUUGAUAAGAGAGAAUGACAAAGCGAGCGGGGAAAGAGAUGUGCUAUAUGGAGUUAUAUGAUGUAACAAGAACAACAAGAAACAACUUUGUGUAUCUCGAUCAUUCCAUCUUUCGUAUUAAAGCGUGACUCAUUUAUUAACUGAGGCUGAUUUAAUUGAUGUACAGUACACGACUUAUGGAAUUUAUUAUAAAUUCAUUUAACUAAAUCGUGUCGUUGCGUUCUCCCCCUCCUCCGGAUGACCCCCCCGUCGCUUCUUUUAUCCCCGCGUAUUUCCGCGUGACCGCGCUUUUAAAUUGUAUUGUAAUAUUUUCUUCGUUACCAUGCGGAGCGUUAUCGCCGUCGAUGUGUACUCUGCUCGUCAAAUAUUAGCCGAUGACAUCAUAAAUUAUAUCCCUCCGCGGUUUAUGUUUAUCGAUAUUCGAUAUCAGCUUUUAUGCCGCAUGAAAUACAUUCCGACCGAGUCUUCUUGAUA